This is a messenger RNA of Fonsecaea erecta, 1896 nucleotides long. RefSeq lists its product as hypothetical. The transcript is spliced from 2 exons. Lineage: Eukaryota; Fungi; Ascomycota; Eurotiomycetes; Chaetothyriales; Herpotrichiellaceae. The record is from RefSeq and is a predicted model, not a curated record. Bases 1 to 1896 code for a protein of 631 amino acids.
AUGUCUGUCGAAACGCUUUCGGUUUCUCAAGUGCCUGAGCCUCUCCUUACCAAGUCUAGCAACUCCACGAUUAAAGAGGUUGACGAUGAUUUGGGAUUUGAUCCGGAUGCUCUCAAGGCCAAAUACCUUGCUGAACGAGAAAAACGUAUCCGUGCCAAUCCCAACGGAGUGGAACAGUAUCGUGCGAUUGAAGGCUCGCUGUCUCAUUAUCUUGACGAUCCAUGGGCGGGACAAAAUGACAAGCGCGAACCAUUAGAUAUCUGCACGGAAGUCGUGAUUAUUGGCGCUGGCUACGGCGGCGAGUUGAUGGCGCACAAUCUCAAGCAGAAUGGGAUUGAAGAUUUCAAGAUCAUCGAGAAAGGUGCCGACUUUGGCGGAGUUUGGUAUUGGAACCGAUACCCCGGCGUACAGUGCGAUAUUGAGUCCUACGUCUACAUGCCCAUGCUGGAUCACAUCGGAUACGUCCCCACGGAAAAGUAUGCGCGAGGACCCGAACUGUUGCAACACGCACAGAAACUGGCCACAGAGCUAGGCCUUUACGAGAAGGCCAUCUUCAAAACUGAGAUUCUCAGCAUUCACUGGCAAGAAGAAACUGCGACUUACUCGAUCAAAACGAACCACAACGACAACAUUCAGGCACGCUUCGUGGUAGGCGUUGCCGGGUCUCUACACCGACCGAAACUGCCCGGUUUCCCGGGGAUUGAAACCUUUAAAGGCCAUAGCUUCCAUUCCAGCCGGUGGGACUACAAGUAUACUGGCGGCGAUGCCACUGGCGGAGCACUCGUUAAUCUUACCGAUAAGAGAGUUGCGAUUGUUGGUACCGGAGCCACUGCCGUCCAGAUUGUACCAAAUAUCGCACCAUGGUGCAAGAAACUCUACGUCUUCCAACGAACGCCUUCGUCUAUUGACGUACGGAACAACAGACCGACAGAUCCAUCUUGGGCCAAGACUCUCACCCAGGGAUGGCAGAAAGAGCGAAUGGAUAACUUCAACACGAUCGUCUGCGGCGGGCACCAAGACGUCGAUUUAGUUAACGACGGCUGGACAGACAUCAUUCGCAACCUGUAUCCGUCUCGAGACGCCGCGGGAACAAUGAGCAAAGAAGAGAUGGCCAGACGGCGACAGAUCCUCGACUUUCAGAAAAUGGAACAGAUCCGCAAACGCGUCAAUGCGAUCGUCAAGGACCCUGCCACGGCCGAGAGCUUGAAGCCGUAUUACAAUCAAUUCUGCAAGCGGCCCUGCUUCCACGACGAAUACCUCGCAGCCUUCAACCGGCCCAACGUCCAACUCGUCGACACCAAAGGCCAAGGCAUCGAACGGCUAACCGAGCACGGCGUGGUCGCCAACGGCGAAGAGUUUGAGGUUGACUGCCUGAUCUACGCCACUGGAUUCGAGCGCGCGACCAGCUGGAGCCACCGCGCAGGGAUGGAGGUGUACGGGCGCGACGGGAAGCGGCUGGGCGAGAAAUUCGCAGACGGGCCCAGCACGUUCCAGGGCUGGGUCAGCAAGGACUUCCCCAACUUCUUUAUGAUCACGACGCUGCAGGCCUUCAUCACGGCGAAUUUCCUACACACCACGGCCAUCCAGGCCGAGCACCUCGCCUACGUGGUGGCCGAGUGUCAGAAGCGCCGCAUCCGCUCCAUCGAGCCCACUCAGGAGGCCGAGGACGGGUGGGUCGAAACCAUCGUCGAAUCCGGCGUCAACUCCCGCGCCUUCCACAUGGAGUGCACCCCCGGCUAUUACAACAACGAGGGGCAGAUCACCCGCAAGCUGGCCAAGAACCAGUGGUACGGCGGCAGCGCGCUGUGGGUCAUCAAUAUGCUGAGGGAAUGGCGUGAGGCCGGCAAACUCGAGGGUCUCGCACCCACCUUUUGGCCGGAAAGCAAUGGCUCGUAG